AUUUUUCUAUUUCUCUUUUUGUUUUUCUAACACUCAAUCAACACAACGUCAUGCCAGCCGAAACUGCAUUCCACGUUCCUUCAGAUUUCACACAAGAACCUGUACAAUUCGUUGCUCUCGAGGACACCGGAGCCAUUCUCACACAUAGUCGAAAAGGGCUCGUUGCAAUUGGUGAAAAGAAAACCGAGAUUUCAGUGGUUGACUUCGUCGGCUCCGCAGAUGUUGGAGUUCUGGAGAACACCUUCACUAUGCAGUGGCAAAAUAUUGGAAACACUACUCAAGUACACUUCACGGGAACCGGUGGAUCAUUGUCCGGAGAGGGUAAUCCUGGUGUUCUUCUUAUCGACGGCGAGGUUAUCAAAGUUAAUCUUCUUCAAAAGAGAACAGAUGGAUCUUUCUAUUUGGAGGCCAACGAGGACUUCCUGAUGAUUGUUGCCAAAUCGAAAGCUGACGGAUCUCCUGAUGCUGAGACUCUUCAAGCUUCACAAUUCCCAGCAAGCGGAGCCAAGCUUCCAAUCGGCUACUGGCACUCGGUCCCAUUCCCAAUUCCAGGGGCUGGAAAACUCAACCUGGUUGAAUUGGUAGCUAAAACCGACAAAAAUGCAGUGAUCAACGUCCCAGAGCACACCGGAACACCACUCCGAAUCCCAAUCAAAACGGUGCUGGACGAGGAUUCCGACUAACUCUACUAUCCUUUUUUAUUCCUCCCUUUCAUCAAAGUAUUGACGUGUUCUGAAAAUUAUAUGGUACUUAAUUUCGAGGAUUUCGAGUUUGAAUUUCACCGUCUAACUUCCGUGUAGUAGUUGCAUGUUUCCUAGUUACAAUGCCCAGUAGUGUUUUAUCGUAUGUUGAGUUUUGGAAAUCAAACUUCACAGUAUUCCAACCUGGUAUAUGUUUCUUCUUCAUAAUCUUAUAUGAGCUCAUUCCUUCUCCCACCCACUCUUCCAUAAGCGUUGCCAAUUCAUACAUAAUUCUGUGAGUUUUGAAAGGUGUUGCAAAUAAAUGUUGACUGAG
Molecule: messenger RNA, 1014 nt
Organism: Caenorhabditis elegans
Lineage: Eukaryota; Metazoa; Nematoda; Chromadorea; Rhabditida; Rhabditidae
Gene: K09E2.3
Product: DUF1513 domain-containing protein
Exons: 6
Coding region: 51-683 (210 amino acids)
Source: RefSeq, marked reviewed